AUGGAGCAAGCAAGCAGUUCUUAUUCGUCGGACCAGAACUGUGCCGAGCUGGAGCUGAUGCGUCUCGUGAUAAAUUGCAUACGGCAGUCUGUGUCGGUGAGCGCCGCGCCGGGACCCGAGCUUGCGGCGACUGUGUGUCAGGUUGUAGCGCUACAGGCGCGGCAGCGGUACCAGGCUGUGUACAAGUUGUGGAGGGAUCUGCGAGGGGCGUCGCUGCGUAAACUGCGCGCUCACCUCGCCCGGGGCGACGUGUCGGCGACUCACCAGCGACUGUCCACCCUCGAGUGGGCCGUUGUGGACCUGUUGCUACUCUACGACUCUUCGAUCAAUGUGGUGAGUUUCUUCCACCCGGCGCAGCUGGCGGCGCUGGAGCGCACCUUCUCCCUGGUGCAGGUGCUGCAGCUGGAGCCGGAGCGCGGGCGGCGAGUGUCUCCGGACCGGUGGACGAGGGCCGCGGACCGCUACUGCAACAAGUAA
This is a messenger RNA of Cydia amplana, 477 nucleotides long. RefSeq lists its product as uncharacterized. The record is from RefSeq and is a predicted model, not a curated record. The transcript has 4 exons. Lineage: Eukaryota; Metazoa; Arthropoda; Insecta; Lepidoptera; Tortricidae. Bases 1 to 477 code for a protein of 158 amino acids.